GGUUGAAGUUGCCAGAUCAUCAUCAACACCCACUCCUUCCACUAUUUACUACUAUAGCCAUCUUAGGCACUUCUUUUCAAGUCUCUCACUUAUGUUCUUUGCCUCUUAAGUAGAUCUGCCGGCCACCUAAUCAGCCAGGCGCAUCCCACUCACUCCCUUAUACCACCUUCGAGUCCUCCACUAUUCUUUUACCCACGCCUCGAGCCAAUUGAAGGUCAAUGGCACGCACGAAACAACUCACACCGAUGCGCCGCGAGCCCUCCGAAGUCUUUAAACGUUCGAAUGGCGCCAUCGACAAGCACAUGCGCCUGAACGGCAGCGCGAACGGACAAGCAAAGGGGACUGGAGAGGAAGAUGCGGAGCCUAAGCAAGCAGGGCUCACGCAGUUGGUUAUAUGCAUAGGAGGGAUAUAUAUGAGCUUUUUGACUUGGGCACUUCUCCAAGAGCGCAUAACCACCACAACCUACGGACCUAAAUCGCAACGAUUCAAUUAUUCGGUCUUCCUAAACACCGUUCAGUCUGCCUUCGCAGCCUUGACAGGCUAUGUCUACUUAUACCUCUCCGCCCCGAAAACCGCGUCCGGACGGGCCAUACCACCCAUUUUCCCGUCUCGCGCCAUACUCCUCCCCCUCUCGCUCAUCGCAGUCACCAGCUCGCUCGCCUCUCCGUUCGGUUACGCGAGCUUGAAACAUCUAGACUAUAUAACCUUCAUCCUAGCUAAGAGCUGCAAACUACUACCAGUCAUGUUCCUCCACCUGACCGUUUUCCAAAAACGCUACCCGAUAUACAAGUAUAUGGUCGUGGCCAUGGUGACCCUCGGCGUGGCAGUAUUCACACUGCACCAUCCAGGCACGAGCAAGAAGGCCAGCAAGAGCACCAAUUUAAAUGGAAGCUCUAACCUUGGCCUCUUCCUUCUCGGCGUCAACCUCCUCUUCGACGGUAUCACCAAUACCGUCCAGGACAAUAUUUUCACCACCUACCGCCCUUACACCGGUCCGCAGAUGAUGUGCGCCCAGAACAUUAUGAGCACGCUCUUGACAGUCUCCUUCCUGUUCCUCUCGCCGUACCUAGCAGCCACAGGCCUCGGUGACUGGAUCGGAAUCUCUAGCAACGGCGGCGAGCUGAAAGAGGCUCUUAGCUUCGUCACAACGUACCCAGAUGUCGGCUGGGACGUUCUCGGCUUCGCGGCGUGCGGCGCCGUUGGGCAGGUGUUUAUCUUCUACACGCUGUCGAAUUUCUCGAGCUUGUUGCUCGUCACGGUGACAGUGACGCGCAAGAUGCUGACGAUGCUGCUGAGUGUAGUCUGGUUCGGGCACCAGAUUUCUAGCAUGCAGUGGGUGGGUGUGGGGCUCGUGUUUGGCGGGAUUGGGGCUGAGGGGUUGAUUACGAGAAGGGAGAAGCUGGCGAAGGAGAGGGCGAAAAAGGAGGCUGCGUUGAAGAAAGGGGGAAAUAAACAGUUGUAG
Messenger RNA from Mytilinidion resinicola, 1463 nucleotides. Its product is annotated as UDP-Glc/Gal endoplasmic reticulum nucleotide sugar transporter-like protein. The record is from RefSeq and is a predicted model, not a curated record. Gene Ontology annotation, cellular component: endoplasmic reticulum membrane; Golgi membrane. Bases 219 to 1463 code for a protein of 414 amino acids. Lineage: Eukaryota; Fungi; Ascomycota; Dothideomycetes; Mytilinidiales; Mytilinidiaceae. The transcript has 2 exons. Gene Ontology annotation, molecular function: UDP-glucose transmembrane transporter activity; UDP-galactose transmembrane transporter activity. Gene Ontology annotation, biological process: UDP-galactose transmembrane transport.